GCCAACGGAUUCAGUCUCCAAACCUCGCAGUGGUUUCCAUUUCCUCUCUCUCUCUCUUCUUUAAAACCUAACCUUCAUCUUCUCCGUUUCUCUGCAACUCGAAUCUCUCUUCCAUGGAUUCCUCAAAUCUCACCACCACGAGAAAUCCGUGCUUCCUCCAUGACGACGACGACGACGAUGUCGUCGGACUCUCUCCAUUGCCGGCCGAUAUGGAACCUGUAAUCGCCGCACAUCCUUUCUUCUCCAGAAGCUUCCGCUCUCUCUACCUCGCUUCUGCCGGUUCUAGAUCUUCCCGCUUUGACGAUCCUCAACCUCAUUUCUUGGAUUCCUGUUUCCUUUGCCGGAAACGUCUCGGGAAUAACACCGAUAUCUUCAUGUACAGAGGAGAUACGCCAUUCUGUAGCGAAGAAUGCAGACAAGAACAAAUAGAAAUAGACGAAGCAAAAGAGAAGAAAUGGAGAAGAUCGUCAUCAUCUGCCAUGAAAGCUCUGAGAAAAAAGGAUCAACAAAGAAGAAGAUCCACUUCACCCAACAAGUCCUCUCCUCCGUCGGACUACCCUCUCUACACCGGCACCGUCGCCGCCGCCUAGAUUUAACACACACACAAAACUCAAAAACUUAAAACCAACAGAAGGGGAAGAGAUUGAGAUUAACCCUUUUUUUUUUGGUUCCCUUUUCUUGGGGAUUUUAUAUUUUUUUCACUCUCUGCAUAUAAUAUACAUAUGGAGUUAGGGAAGAAAGCGGUUGAAUCUGUAACUAAGCUAUGGAUUCUGCUCUUCUUGUUCUUGUUGUUCUUGUUGUUCUUGAGUCCGGCUGUUCCUGCCCAGAUCUUCUGGGCUUUUAAUUUUGAGAAAUAUUGGAGAAAUAACAAUCUGAAUUUACUGUAA
Molecule: messenger RNA, 887 nt
Organism: Cucurbita pepo subsp. pepo (vegetable marrow)
Lineage: Eukaryota; Viridiplantae; Streptophyta; Magnoliopsida; Cucurbitales; Cucurbitaceae
Product: FCS-Like Zinc finger 2-like
Source: RefSeq, a predicted model, not a curated record